AGAACAAAUUUUGCUAUUUGUAUCAUCAACUCUCUGUGACACUUCAACUUCUACUCCUCUUCUUGUUCUUCUUCACACAAGUCUUCUCAUCCACCGUCAAUAUUCUUUCUUCUUUAUCAAUUCAAUGGUGUUUGUAUCUAUUCCAAGCUUUAUUACCCCUCCCAGAUUUCCAACAAAGAGUACGGUUAUUAUUCCCUAACAAUCCAAAAUAACCCUAACGAAUCAAUAUAAAUGACGGUCUCUCUAUCUCUCAUCGGAGUUGCUCAUUAUGAAACUCACUCACUUCUUCGCUGUGUGAAACAAAAAUCGUCUUUACACUCUCGAAUCGGUUGAUUAACCGUUCGAUUGGCAUGGCGGAUCCAAUGAAACGGCCGAGAGAAGCGGAGACGGAAACCUAUGGCGUCACAGGGGAGAUUGCGGCCGGCGAGGAUUCCAUUAACGAUGAUGUAAAGGAACGAGAAGAGAAACCUGCUCUAGCGCAAAGAAAGAUGAACUCGAUUAACAUGGGAAAGAGAAAAUUAAGCAAUCCGCCCUCAAAAUCGAAGAAAGAGAACACGGUGAAAAAAGAAGUAGAAGAAAUUGAAUAUUCGACCGAUGAACAGACAACUCAACCCAAAGUUAAAGAAGAAAAAGAUGGGCCAAGUAAAGACGAGGAAAUACUUGAUGAAGAUAACCAGCUCGACUCUGCUAGUGUGAAAGAGAAUGAUGCCUCUCAUAAGAGAACACGUAGAGCUGCUUCUAAGGUAUCUUAUAUAGACGUGUCUGGGGACGAAGAAGAAUUUGAUGAAGGGGUUUCUCGAAAAAAAAGACGUUCAAAGACCAGGACGAAAACCACGGCCUCAAAAAGCAAAGGCCUGGUGGAUGGUGAACCUAAUAAACAUGAUGAAGGUGCAGCAAAAAAGAUUGAGGAAGAAGGAAAUAUAAGUGAAGCUAAGGAUUGUGAAUCAGAUGAAGGUGACAAAAAGGGAACCCCCUCAAAGGAAGACAAGAAAAAUGCACAUAAUGGAGGGAGAAAGAUGCGUGGUCAUUCGAACAGUGAUUGCAAAGAUGUAGAAGACGAACAUUAUGGGCUCAGGCAUCGAAAACAAGAAAUGCAAGGAAAGAUUAACAAGCAUGAUCCAGAAUGGAUUGCUGAGAAGUCUGUUAUGUGCCAUCAAUGCCAGAGGAAUGAUAAAGGUCGUGUUGUUCGUUGCCAAAAAUGUAGAAGAAAGAGAUACUGUAUCCCUUGUUUAACCACUUGGUAUCCACAUAUGAAAGAAGAUGAAGUUGCUGAAUGCUGCCCAGUUUGUCGUGAAAAUUGCAAUUGUAAAGCAUGCCUGCGGUUAGAUGUCCCACUCAAAAGACUGAAUGACCCAAAACCAGCUGUCAGUGAUGAUGAAAAAGUUCAAUAUUCCAAGUAUAUAAUGCAGGCACUUCUUUCAUAUUUGAAGCAAAUAAAUGAUGAACAAAUGAGAGAGAAGGAAGUGGAGGCCAAAAUACAUGGUUUACCACUUGAAGACUUGCUGGUAGAGAAUGCAGGAUGUGCCACUGAUGAGCGAGUAUACUGUGACAUUUGCAGAACCUCUAUCUUCGAUUUCCAUCGGAGCUGCUCACACUGUUUUUCUGAUCUUUGCCUUACCUGUUGUUGGGAACUUCGCAAUGGAAAACUCAUGGCAAGUACAGAGAAAGUGGUGGUGGAGUAUGCUGACAAUGGUUUUAAGUAUUUGCAUGGUGGAAAAAAAAGGCCAAAAAGAGUUUCAUCUGAGACUAUGGAUAAUGUAUGUUCACCUUCUAAUUGGAGGGUGAUGGAAGAUCAAAGCAUCUUUUGCAACUGUGGUAAAGGCAUUCUUGAAUUGAAGUCUAUAUUAGGCUAUUCGGUGUCAGAGCUGCUCACAAAAGCUGAAGAUGUUGUGGAAUCUUUAGAUCUUGGGGAUACUAUAACAAAUGCAGGACAAUGCUGUUCAUGUUUUACUACUACGGGUGAACAAAACUUAAAUGGCGAGAAGUCAGUAAAAGUUUCUUCUCGAAAUGAUUCAAAUGACAACUAUUUAUACUCCCCAAAGGCGAAAGAUAUUCUUCAUGAGGAUUUGAGGCAUUUUCAGCUGCACUGGGCGAAGGGUGAGCCGGUGAUAGUUAGAAAUGCACUUGAAACUGGAUCUGGCUUAAGCUGGGAGCCACUUGUUAUGUGGCGUGCGUUCCGCCAGAUAGCCAAUCUAAAGCAUGGGAAGCAUCUGGAUGUACCAGCCAUAGAAUGUCUGGAUUGGUGUGAGGUAAUCAUUAAUAUCCAUGAGUUCUUUGUUGGAUACACAAAGGGCCGAUUUGAUGAAUAUAUGUGGCCUCAAAUAUUGAAACUGAAAGACUGGCCCCCGUCUACUCAAUUUGAAGAAAGAUUGCCACGCCAUGGUCUUGAAUUUCUUCAUUCUUUACCAUUUAAGGAGUACACACAUCCUAGACUUGGACCAUUAAAUCUUGCCACUAAAUUGCCUGUGGAAUGUCUAAAGCCAGACAUGGGGCCAAAGACAUAUAUUGCUUAUGGAAUCAAUCAAGAGCUUGGACGUGGAGAUUCUGUAACCAAGUUGCAUUGUGACAUGUCUGAUGCGGUGAAUAUCCUGACACAUAUUGCUGAAGUGUCCCUAACACCUAAUCAGCAGAGGGAAAUUGACAAUUUGAAACGAGAACACUUUGCGCAGGACCAGAGAGAAAUAUGGAAUGUUGAAAAUGACUUGCAUGGUGGCUCGUCUAGUGGUGAAAGUGUGUGUGAAAAACAUGUUAGUAUUGAAACAACACAUCUAUGUCAACAGGAUAACGUUGAUGAAUAUCCUGGGUUAGUUAUGCCUGAAUCUUUGGGGGUAUCCGAGAAAAUCAGUAAUGAUUCAAAUGUAGUUGAAAGUUGCAGCAUUGGUAAUGCUGGAACAUCUGCAUAUUCUCACAGUAAGUUGCUGCAAGUAGCUGAGGGUGGUGCACUCUGGGAUAUUUUCCGCCGGGAGGAUGUUCCUAAGCUAAUGGAAUACCUUAAGAGGCACUUUAAGGAAUUCAGGCACAUACAUUGCAAUCAAGUGCCCCAGGUUGUCCACCCAAUUCAUGACCAGACAAUGUUUUUGGGUUCGGAGCACAAAAGAAAACUUAAAAGGGAAUAUGGCAUUGAACCAUGGACAUUUGUUCAAGGACUUGGAGAUGCUGUGUUUAUUCCUGCAGGGUGUCCACAUCAAGUGCGAAAUUUGAAGUCCUGUAUAAAAGUUGCCCUUGAUUUUGUCUCACCUGAGAAUGUUGGGGAGUGUAUUCGAAUGACGGAGGAGUUCCGCCUGCUCCCUCCAAACCAUCGGGCUAAGGAAGAUAAACUGGAGGUGAAGAAGAUGACACUGUAUGCUAUCAAAGAGGCUUUGAAAGUUUUGGGUCAGGAUAUUGCGCCAGAGAGCAAAACAGAGGAACCAAAACUCGAGAAAAUCAAAUCAACAAAGUCCAGAAAAUCCAAGAAGUCCAGAAAGUAGAUUGAUUCUAUAGAUCAGAAAAUAGUUGCAGUGAGGGGCGUUUGUGGCAUGUAUUGGUUUGAAGCUUCCGUACGUGUGUUUCUUUCAGCACUUUUAUCAUCUCAAUCUACGGAGACGAGUAGCCUUUCUUUUGUCCUUAAAACUCAGUAUGCAAUGCUGCAAAGAAAUUAUCAAUGCAUUACUGUAAACACAGAAAAUA
Cuscuta campestris is the source of this 3666-nucleotide messenger RNA. The record is from the annotation of a GenBank genome assembly. Lineage: Eukaryota; Viridiplantae; Streptophyta; Magnoliopsida; Solanales; Convolvulaceae.